ACAGAAAACCGAAAAAAGUAGCCUUAACAAUACAAUGCAAACUGAGAGCUAGUGCCAGCCAAUUUCCAUGUCAAACAUCCCAUUGCUUAGUAGCUCCAUUUGUACGCGUGAAUUGCAGACCAAGCACCCUGCGAAGCCCACAGAAAGGUUAGCGCAUACCUUCACACACUGUUACUGGGUGCCAUCGCAGUUCAAUUCCGGUUUGCCGAGCCUUUUCACCCCCUUUGCUCUGUCUUCAAAUGGAAAUGAUUCCUAUUGGCCCAAGGUGUCCGUGUAAAUAGGUGUAAAUGAAACCAGAUUAUGCCUCUCUCCCACCCACCCCUCAUCCUCCUCCUCCUCCCAAGGCGAUUGUCAUGUGAUAGCAAAGAAGUGGCACAUUAAUGAAGCGCCGCUCCGGGGGUCUUUUCUGCUCAUGUCACCACAUAAAACUAUCAGAUGGUUCGAGGAAGGCCAUGGAGGCAGGCACUUAGCUCACCUUAUCAAGCAAGAAGAGAGGGUAUCUCGUCUAUUCGUCUGAUUCGGGAAGAGAAAACUGUUCGCCAUUUGCUUAUAGGCUAAAGCUUAUCUACAACUCAUCUAAAGAGGCAGAAUUGUGUUGUUUUUUUUUACACCCGCGACAGCAGCGAAGCCUCACAUAAACAGCGAAUGCUGCAGCAUCGGACUCCCAACUUUUAGCGCCUUGAAACUUGGACAAGCGGCAGCCGGUAAAUUGCGCCUUUUCUGUUGUUUUAUGCUCGUGCCUCGCUUUAAGAUUUGUUCAUUUCGACAGCUGCUUUAGUCAAGAGGAUGCCUCGCCCGGGCAGAAACACUUACAGCGACCAAAAACCUCCCUAUUCGUACAUCUCUCUGACGGCCAUGGCGAUCCAGAGCUGCCCCGAGAAGAUGCUGCCGCUUAGCGAGAUCUACAAAUUCAUCAUGGACCGCUUCCCGUACUACCGCGAGAAUACACAGCGAUGGCAGAACUCACUGAGGCACAAUCUGUCCUUUAACGACUGUUUCAUCAAGAUCCCUCGGCGGCCAGAUCAGCCGGGCAAAGGCAGCUUCUGGGCGCUGCACCCGAACUGCGGCGACAUGUUUGAAAACGGCAGCUUUCUUCGGCGUCGCAAGCGUUUUAAGGUGCUCUCAUCGGACCCUUUGGCACCGAGCAAGCCUUCAGAAGCUGCACAUUACCUGCAGCAACAGCAUGCAAAGCUGCGUCUGAGCGCGCUGGCCGCCACUGGAGCGCACCUGCCACAUGUACCCGCCUACAACCUGACCACACCUCCGCCGUCUACCUUCAAGCACCCGUUCGCUAUUGAGAACAUCAUCGCGCGCGAUUACAAGGUACCCGGCGGCCUGGCCUUUUCCACAAUGCCUUCCAUGUCUGCCGGUUACCCGUUACACGGUCAGCUCGCCACAGCCUGGCCGCACGUGUAUGGCGCGGGAGCUCUUGAGAGCGCUGCGCCCAUUUCCGUGGCAAGCGAUUACGGUGCAUAUGGCGUGCCUAUCAAGUCGCUGUGCCACGGAGCGCAGAGUUUGCCCGCCGUUCCGGUGCCCAUCAAGCCGAUGCCACCGCACCUGCCCGCGUUUCUCUCGAACUCUCCACAGUCUCUAAGCCCCACAUCCCCUCACACGGCAACCGGCCAAAGCAGUCCGGCCAACCCAAGCGACACGCUGAGCGGCCCGGCUACACUGCAGUCUGUCGCCGUGCACUGACGCGGGCCAAAGUUGACGGAAAUUUUCCGGGACAAGGAACUGAAGGCCUGUAGACAGCUUCUCGGCUACAUCCAAAACCUCACACUACUGUACUUAAUACAGAAUAUUACGCCACCUGAGGUUUCAUAUACAUUUAUAUAUUUGACUCUUGGAUUUACUGCAGUUUUCACAAGUCCAAUCUAAAGACUCUGCUUUCUAAAAAAAUGCCCCAGUCUGAAUAAAUAAAAAAAGGUUUUCACAUGAAGGCUCAACUUUACAUAAACGCAAAGGUGGUUGGCAUGGAGAAGUUGUCUGGGUUUGUUUUGUGUUUAUCGCUUUUACGCACCAGAUAAUCCUGUAUCUUACUACAACAUGCGUACUAUUUUUGCCAUAUCGCAUUAAGUACGACAAUUUGCGGUGUAGGACGUAGCCAAAUACCUUCUCCAAAGUUUCAUUUUUAUUUUAGCCCUUGAAAAUGUUUACCACAAUGUUAGCCUACCGCUAUACAAUCAAGGCAAGAGCUAUAUCUGUGUUGCAGUGCUGUUAAUUUAUGUGUACGUGUUUUCCGAUUUUGUGUGUUGCUUUAAAUAGUUUCCGUCUGACUCAGUACACCGACUCAGUACAGAUAGAGGCAUAUUUUAUAGUGUUUCCUAAAGAAAAAAGAGUUUAACUCUGACAUUACCAGAAUCUUUUGUAAUUAGAGGGAAAUAUUAAUAAUCCAAUAGUAAUGCUGUCCUUUUAAUUUCAGAAUUUUAGUGUUAAUAAGGUCAUUAUUCAGGACCGACAGUUAAAAUCACUUUGGUUUAUACAGUUCCAUUUGGUGUGAGCACCUUUAGCAAACUUUGCAACAAAUUAUUUUUAAAUCUUAUUUUGUCUGUUACUAGUGCAGACAAAGUUUAAUGCUCUUCGUUAAGACUGUACCACAAAACAACAAAAUGAUCAGCAAAACUUUUUAUUUUUCAUACCAAACUAUAUCAUAAUUAGAUUUUACAUAUGGGUCUACACAUAUUGAAAACUUGAAAACUACAUUUAAAUGGUGACGUAAAGGCGUAUAUAUGUGAAUAAUUGCAAAUAAGUGAUAUAAAAUUGUGUUAAAUGAUGCACUUUUUAGUUCGAUGUUUUAGAUGAUCUCUAUUUUACAGGAGAUGUUUUGUGGAGCAUUUAAUUUAAAGCCGUGGUGACCAUGUGUAUUAAAUGCCGUAAAUUUGUAAACAUUUUUUUAUGUUCAGAUGUAAAGCAUGCAUUUUCGAAACUUUGUGUUGUUUUGCUGCAAGCAUGCGAGCUUUUAAAAAAGUGUGCAAAACGUCUGCAUUAAAUUAUAAACUUGGUCAUCAGAAUAUUUUUUCAUUAAAA
Messenger RNA from Tachysurus fulvidraco (yellow catfish), 3027 nucleotides. It is a transcript of the gene foxb1a, whose product is annotated as forkhead box B1a. Lineage: Eukaryota; Metazoa; Chordata; Actinopteri; Siluriformes; Bagridae. Bases 787 to 1695 code for a protein of 302 amino acids. The transcript has a single exon. Gene Ontology annotation, biological process: cell differentiation; anatomical structure morphogenesis; regulation of transcription by RNA polymerase II. Gene Ontology annotation, molecular function: DNA-binding transcription factor activity, RNA polymerase II-specific; RNA polymerase II cis-regulatory region sequence-specific DNA binding. The record is from RefSeq and is a predicted model, not a curated record.